UUCUUCGAGCGAUUACUAGGGUUUAAGCCGCAGAGAUUUUGGAUGCAAAAAAAGAGAGGAGGAAAAAAGACAAAAAAAAAAUAAAGAAAAAAGAAAAAAGGUCUUAGGGUUAGGGUUUCAAAUUUUGUUCAUCUUCAUCAUAAUCGAUGUCGGGGAGCAACGGAGGCCAGCUGAGGAGAUACCUGAAGCAGAGGAGAGAGUACCUCUACAGGAAGAGCUUAGAAGGGAAGGAGCGAGAAUGGUACGAAAAGAAGCGCAAGAUUCGACAAGCUCUUCAAGAGGGAAAGCCGAUUCCGACUGAGCUUAGGAAUGAAGAGGCAAAGCUCAGGGCAGAAGUGGAUCUUGAAGAUGAGCAGACCGCUGUGCCAAGGAACCUCAUCGAUGAUGAGUAUGCCAAUGCAUCUAUUAGAGACCCAAAAAUUUUGUUGACCACAUCACGUGAUCCAAGUGCCCCACUUGUCCAGUUUGUUAAGGAGUUGAAAUUCGUCUUCCCAAACUCAACAAGAAUGAAUCGUGGAGGUCAGGUGCUCUCAGAAAUAAUAGAAUCUUGUCGUGCACACGAAUUUACAGAUGUUAUUUUGGUAUAUGAGAAGCAAGGCAUCCCAAAUAGUUUAGUUGUUUGCCAUUUGCCAUAUGGUCCAACUGCAUACUUUGGUCUGUCUGAUGUGACUUCAAGACAUAGUAUUAAAGACAAAAAGGAAUUAGGAACGAUGCCCGAGGCAUACCCGCAUUUGAUUAUCGACAGUUUAUCAACCAAGGUUGGAGAAAGGAUAGGGAACAUUCUAAAACAUCUCUUCCCAGUACCUAAGCCGGACACAAAGCGCAUUAUUACGUUCUCAAAGGCGGCAGAUCGGAUCAAAUUCAGGCACCACAUCUAUGAAAAACGUGGCGGUCCCAAAUCUGUUGAACUGACUGAAAUUGGCCCUCGCUUUUGUCUGGUACCUUACAAGAUUGAGCUAGGGACAGUAGAUCAUAGUGAAAACAAUCAGAAAGAGUGGGUACUAGCAAAUUACAUCAACACUGCCAAGAAGCGCAAAUUUCUUGGAGAUUGAAAAUUUCACUUAUCAUGCCCUACCAAAAUCUCUUCGAGAGUUAUGAUCAAAUUGCGCCUCGCAGAAGAGACCUAGUAUUUCUUCAAGUUAAAAUAUGAAAGGUUGCCAUGGUCUUGAGUUGUUCCUAAUUUUGAAGCGGACCAAUGUUUUGUUGAGCGCUUGCGAUUUAUUUUGUGAAGAGAGAACCUCAAUCAUGUAUCAUUAACAUUUUAUUUAUAUCUCAAACUGAUUAUCUAAAAAUAUAUCCAUAUUCUUAUGUUGUUGGGCGUAGGUGAGUAUGCAUAUUGAAAUUUC
Molecule: messenger RNA, 1346 nt
Organism: Asparagus officinalis (garden asparagus)
Lineage: Eukaryota; Viridiplantae; Streptophyta; Magnoliopsida; Asparagales; Asparagaceae
Product: U3 small nucleolar ribonucleoprotein protein IMP4
Exons: 9
Coding region: 147-1052 (301 amino acids)
Biological process (GO): rRNA processing
Cellular component (GO): Mpp10 complex; small-subunit processome; nucleolus
Molecular function (GO): snoRNA binding; rRNA primary transcript binding
Source: RefSeq, a predicted model, not a curated record